GGUUUCCUGCGGUCCUCCGGUAGGUAGGGGGCGCAGGAUCUCCGCACCGGAAGUCUUCCCAGGGUCGGAUGUGCCUGAGGAAAGUAGAGAGGCAAUCGCGCAUGCAUCUUUUGGUUCUGGCUCGAUGGCGGGCAGCCGCUCGGGAACGAUGCAGGCUCUGCAGGCAGUGGACACUGAGUUUACAGCAGACUCGGUGGAGUGGUGCCCAGUAGAGGGUUGCGAGCAUUUGAUGGCCUGUGGGACCUACCAGCUGCGAACGCCCGAGGACCAGCCUGCACUGGAUGUCAACAAGUCUCAAGUUCGUUUAGGUCGUCUCUACCUGUACAGUUUCAAUGAGGACAACACAGCUAAACCUCUGGUUGAAAUCCAGAGAAGGGAUUGUUCUGCCAUCCUGGACAUGAAAUGGUGUCAUAUUCCAGUGUCUGGCCACAUACUUUUAGGCUUGGCAAACGCCAAUGGAUCUGUAGAGCUGCUCCAUCUGAUGGAAUAUGAGAACAGUCACACCCUACAACCAAUAUCUAGCCUUACUCUGGAGGAGAGAUGUCUGUCCUUGUCCCUGGAUUGGUCAACUGGGAAACAUGGAAGGGCCAGAGACCAGCCCUUGAAGAUCAUUAGCAGUGAUUCUAAGGGGCAGCUGCACCUCCUGAUGCUGAAUGAGGGAGCAGCUGAACUACAGCUAGUGGCUUCUUGGCCAGCCCAUCACUUUGAGGCCUGGAUUGCUGCUUUCAAUUACUGGCAGACAGAACUUGUGUAUUCAGGGGGAGAUGAUGGCCUUCUGAGAGGCUGGGACUCUAGGAUGCUUGGCACACCUAUCUUCACUAGCAAAAGACACUCCAUGGGUGUGUGUAGCAUCCAGAGCAACCCCCACCAGGAACAUAUUCUGGCUACUGGAAGCUAUGAUGAGCAUGUUCUGCUGUGGGACACUCGGAACAUAAAGCAGCCAUUGGCAGAUGUACCAGUGCAAGGAGGCGUGUGGAGGCUCAAGUGGCACCCAGUCCACCACCACCUACUCCUGGCGGCCUGCAUGCACAGUGGCUUCAAGAUUCUCAACUGCCAGCAGACCAUUGAGAAGAAGGAGGACAUGACUGUCUUAAUAUCCCACGAAAUGCCAAACUCAUUAGUGUAUGGAGCUGACUGGUCUUGGCUUCUUUUCCAUUUGAAGAAGCCCACACCCACCUGGUCCUUUGAUCAAAAUGGCAUGGGAGCCCAAGCAGCAGACCUGAAGGUUGCAGAGGAGCCACCAGCACCUUUCCAAGAACAAAUAGAGAACCACCAUGUGGAAGGCCCCACUAAAGCUCACAGCAGAGCUGAAUUGAACACUUCUCUCCUUCCAUUAACAGAGGACAUGAAAAGCAGCCGCUCUUCCAAGAUCUGUGAUCUCAGCCUCUUUAGUGGAGGGAAUUUUGACAAUAGCCUUCUGGCCACCUGCUCCUUUUACGACCAUGUUCUCCACCUCUGGAAGUGGGAGACAAAGCAAGCUUGAGGCUGCACUCUUUACAUCCAUGCUGGAUGUGAGUGACUUGAGAGUGGACUUUGAUUCUGUUUUGGCAAUGAGUGGGGUUUUCCAGCUCUACAACUAAGUGUCUUGGUAUAUUUUGACUUUCAGCCCUUUAUUUGUAUUUAAAUCCUUGUUUACAUUAAUUACUUUUCAAAUUUUUUAAUUUUUUAUAAAUUGUAAUUAUAUGCA
Messenger RNA from Phodopus roborovskii (desert hamster), 1687 nucleotides. RefSeq names its product diphthamide biosynthesis 7 (gene Dph7). The coding region runs from base 125 to 1483 and encodes 452 amino acids. The record is from RefSeq and is a predicted model, not a curated record. Gene Ontology annotation, molecular function: protein binding. The transcript is spliced from 9 exons. NCBI's taxonomy places the organism in Eukaryota, Metazoa, Chordata, Mammalia, Rodentia, Cricetidae.